GAAGUUCAAGGUGAAACUCAAGAAGAAAGAAAGGGUCGCUUCUGCUUCGGUGAGGUUCGAGAGGGACGAUGCUACCGGAUUGGUGAUAGCGAGCUUCAAAAUAGAGACGGGGAAGAGAGUUGAAGCGCCGAAGGUGAAGUACGAAAGCCCAUGGUUACACGCGGUGAAGCGAGAGGACGAAUCGGGAGAAUUUUUGGAGUUUCAUCCGGUUAAAAAGGAUAGCAGAAAAUUUGAAGACUUCGUCAAUCACGUUGCUGGGGAUAUCUACCUUGAAAGGCAUUUUAAGGCUAUGUUGA
This is a messenger RNA of Perkinsus marinus ATCC 50983, 296 nucleotides long. RefSeq lists its product as hypothetical. The annotation marks the transcript as partial. NCBI's taxonomy places the organism in Eukaryota, Perkinsozoa, Perkinsida, Perkinsidae. The record is from RefSeq and is a predicted model, not a curated record. The transcript has a single exon.